Molecule: messenger RNA, 432 nt
Organism: Euleptes europaea (tarantolino)
Lineage: Eukaryota; Metazoa; Chordata; Lepidosauria; Squamata; Sphaerodactylidae
Product: histone H2A-beta, sperm-like
Exons: 1
Coding region: 1-432 (143 amino acids)
Cellular component (GO): nucleosome
Molecular function (GO): DNA binding; protein heterodimerization activity; structural constituent of chromatin
Source: RefSeq, a predicted model, not a curated record
AUGUCUGGGCGUGGAAAGAAGUCCGCAAAGUCUACAACUGCAGCAAAGCCUGCUGCUUCGUCACAGAAGUCCAAGUCAGAUAGAGCCGGUCUGCAGUUCCCAGUGGGCCGUGUCCAUCGGUUCUUGAGGCGGGGUCAGUAUGCUCAACGAAUAGGUGUGGGAGCUGCAGUCUAUCUGUCUGCUGUGUUGGAAUAUCUAACUGCAGAGGUGUUGGAGCUUGCAGGAGCUGCAGCUUCUGACAACAAGAAGCUGCGAAUUGGGCCACGACACCUCCAGCUGGCUGUGAGGGGCGAUGAGGAACUCAACCAGUUGUUUGCAGGUGUGACCAUUGCUGAGGGAGGCGUUCCUCCCAAUAUACUUCCCCAGCUGCUUCAGAAGAAGACUGGGUUGCCUAAAGCAGUGGCAGAAGAUGUUCAGUCACAAGAAUUCUAA